AAGACAACCAAUUAAAACUUAACACGACUUUAAUAACAGUAUAUCGACAUUUACAAGGAGAGAUACAAACUACAAAUGAUCUCAGAUUAUAUUUUUUUUUAAAUAGAAAAAGUCAUUUAAAGUUAUAAAUAUUUUAUAUAAUUAAAACUACAAGCGUAAUGUAUGUUUUGUGAUAACCUAUCUUGCAAUGUCUAUUUUGAAGUGAUGCCUAGGAGUUGUUAAAAUGCUCUCAUCAAAGUGAAAACUAAUUUAAACAAAAAAAACUAACCAAGCUAUUUGAUAUGUGAUCACACCAAAAAUAAACCGUUAUACGGAGUAAGAAAACGGAAAAUGAAGUGGAACAAACAUAUAUUAUACUAUACAGACUGUCUAAAAAUACACAUUUAUUGUUUCAGAUGGUUACACACACUCUUUCUCUCUCUUUCUAUCUAUCUAAUUGUAUUGUGAUCAGUUUGCCAAGUUGGGCAAAUGGUAAAAGAGAGACAAUAACAGAAGUACUAAAAUUUAAGAGGCUACAAAAAGACAAGUCGAAACAUAUUCACACACUUAAAAAAGUUUUUUUUCACAUAUAUUUUUGUUAUAUACGUGUGGUGACUCUCUUUGACUCCUCUCUUCCUAUAUCACUCACUAUUUAUGUAUCCAUCUCUCCACACAUCUCUCUCCAUCUCACACACAUCUUCCUCUUAACACAUUACUAUUUAUUCAUCUCUUCAUUAUCAACACUAACAAAAAUCCUCGUCUCCUGUGUUAAUCUUUAUAUCUUGAUCUUGAUGGAAGCGUUUGAAGAGGCGAUAGCAGCCUCAAAGGAGCAAUCACUGAUCCUUAAAGGAAAGAGGACAAAGCGACAACGUCCACAAUCCCCUGUUCCUUUCUCUAGCUCUCCUCCUAUAGUUUCGUGCCACGCACACGACAUUGAAGAGGAAUACACUGAUCUUGAUUCCAAGGAAAAUGCCUUAGGCAAUAAUGUGGAGAACCACAAGAAGGAUGGUGUUAUCACGUCUUCAUCUUCGUCAGCCUCUUGGUCCUCUAACAACAACCCAACAUUAAAGGCCGAAGAAGACGAGGAAGAUCUAGACAUAGCCAGUUGUUUGAUCCUCCUUUCCCGAGGCCACGCUCUUCCACAGCUCAAGAUACCUAACCACGAAACAACAUACAACAAUAAGACGUAUAAAUUUAGCAGCAGGAGGUUCCUAGAGACUUCUUCAUCUAACGGUGGCGGUAAAGCUGGUUACUAUGUUUAUCAGUGCAAAUCAUGUGACCGGACCUUCUCUUCUUUUCAGGCUUUAGGUGGCCAUAGAGCUAGCCACAAAAAAACUAAGGCCACCUCCUUUUAUUCCAACCUUGACCACCUCAAGAAGAACAUAUACGAAAAUGAUUCACUCGCCACAACCACAACUAUUUACAAUAACAACAAGAAUAGAUCGCUUGUCGUGUACGGUAAGGCAGGUAACAACAAGGUUCAUGAAUGUGGAAUCUGUGGAGCCGAGUUUACGUCAGGACAAGCCUUAGGUGGCCACAUGAGACGGCAUAGAGGCGCGGUUGUUGUUGCUCCCACUGUGACGGUGGCCUUAGCUGCAGCCAACACGGAGUUAUCAUUGUCUUCGAUGUCGUUCGAUCAAAUAUCGACAAAGAGAGCUAAGAAGAUGGUGGUGUCAUUGGAUUUGGAUCUGAAUCUACCCGCACCGGAAGACGAGAAUAGGGUCAACGGAUUCAGCUUAGGUUUUAAGCAAAAACAUGAACAAGAACAUCAACAGACAAAGCAAAGAGAUGAACCAAAGUGUCUUGUCUUGUCUCCUCCUACUUUGGUGGAUUGCCAUUACUGAUUUAUUAUUAAUAUAUUAUAAACCAUAAUCUUAAGAAAAAAAAUAUUUUUGUAUAUCAAACGUUUAUUGUUUGUAUAACCGAUUCUUUGCUUGUUAAAGACUUGUGAGAUUCUUUUUUUCUGUUUUGUCUUUUUUUUUAAAGAGGAAUACUAAAAUUUAAUCACUUUGCUAGUUUCGAUUGUAUAAAAUUGAUAUCAUGUUCAUUUAUACUUUGGAUCAAAAAAAUCUUUAAAAAAAAAAACUAAAUUAAGUUCAUGAAAAGGGCAUGACAUGGCUCGAGUCUUGUUGUUUUAUUUCUUCCUCUCUUUUUUGGCAGUUGUACCAAAAGUUCUCUUUUCUAUUUUUUUUUUUUUGAAAAUUUCUCUUUUCUAUUUAUAAUAGUUAAUUUGAUAUUCGUGAAUUUUCAACACUUUCUGAGUUUUCACUGAACCAUAGAAAGCUUUUUUUUUUCUUUUUGCUAAAUAAAACUUACAAAUGUUGAUUUGAAACAAUGAGAAUUUAUAUGGCAGACUUCUUAGCUCGUGGUUUUUAUAUUCGUGAAUUACGACACCAAACCCACAUUUAAUCAUUCGCCUCCUUCAGAUAUAGUACUUGUUAUGUUCUAGUUUUGAAAAUAAAGUAACGGAUCCUUUUGUUUUCUACAGAAACAGAAACAGAUAAGUUAUAGUGCAUGCAUUAAAGAAAACAUCUACGAUAUUUUUGGAGAGUAUUAAAAUUAGCUGUAAAAGCUUUUGUUGACCCAAAAAAUGAUUUUUUUUAAAUGACCCAAAAAAAAGAUAUACAAAUAGUGCAUGCAUUCAUAUAUUUGUGUUUAAGUUAUUGUUUGUAUAUUCAAUUUUAGUAUAUAUUUGGUAUACUAUACAUUGAACUUAGACCAGUUUAUAGUAAAAAGUAACCGCCAUAAGAUAAUCAAGACUAUAAUAGAUCAAAAGAUAAUCAGUGUCCAACAUUACAGGUAGAUUAACAAUAUAUUUAACAUUUCCAACGUUUAUAACAGAAGAGAAAGACAGAUCUUGUAACGCAUAACCUCCAAAGAGAUAUAUACUAAAACUUGUAUAAAUACAUCAAAAUCUCAAAUUUUGAAAAGACCGAAAAAAAAAACACAUUCAAAAAUCUUAAACACAAAAUUAAGUAGAAAAUGAAACGUUUCAUAAUUGCUCUAAUUGUUUUAGGGGUUUGUGUUGAAUACACGUUUGGGAAAAACUUGUUUGAGAUCAUAAACAAGUUCCAAAAGAGGACCAAGCUCAGAGUCCAUUGCUAUUCAGGAAACGACGAUCUAGGGGUUCAAUACUUAAUGAAUGGGCAAGAACAACAUUGGAGAUUCAACGAUGCUGUUUUUCAUGCGACAGUCUUUAGAUGUGAGUUAAUGCAUGGAUAUGAAUUCCAGAAUUACCAGAAAUUCGAAGCUUAUAAUUCAAAACGGGAUAACGAUGGGAUUAAGAAAAACGUGACAUGGUUAGCCGUGGAAAGAGGUCUCUACAAGAUUUGGAAUCAUAGGACUCCUGAGUUUAUGUAUCCUUGGUUAUAAAUCAGUUGUCUAAUGUUUAAGCUGUUGCAAGUGAUGAUAAAAUCGAUGCUUGAAGUUCUUGUAACGCUUAUUAAUGUUUUUUCUUUCACACAAAAAUAUUCAAGUAAUUUCCUUAUUUUGAAAUAUAAACAAAUAUGUCUCGUCUCUUGAAUAGCAUUUUAUUUGUACCAAAAUGUACAAUGUUUUAAGUCAAUGUAUAAUAAUUACUAGAAAAAUAUUUUUGUUGAAAACAUAUCAUUAAGAUAUAAAUUAACAGUUAUUCAACUAAUUACGAAAUAAAUUAAAAAAUAACAUUAGUUACACAUAUUUUAAUACAAUUAAAUCUCAUAAAAAUAUUAAAUCAUUUACAUAUCGAAACAUUAAAAAUUCUCUUAAACAUCAUUUGUAUAGAAAUGAAAAAAAGAAAUUUAAUUCACUAAACAUUUGCUAGUUGUCCAAAAACAAAAAAAAAAUCACUAAACAUU
Molecule: messenger RNA, 3815 nt
Organism: Brassica napus (rape)
Lineage: Eukaryota; Viridiplantae; Streptophyta; Magnoliopsida; Brassicales; Brassicaceae
Product: zinc finger protein ZAT5-like
Exons: 1
Coding region: 396-1823 (475 amino acids)
Source: RefSeq, a predicted model, not a curated record